UUAUUCAUUCACAAAUUUACUCAUGUCUCUGACGUCAUGAAUGUUUACCCAACAUGGCGGCCCAGUAGCAAUCUUGCCUUCAAAACAAAAUGCGCAGCAGUAGUUUGUGUUGCUAUCUUUUAUAGUUUAUUUUUACACUUGUGCAAUAUAAUAAAAAAUUUCGUUUAAUCUCUGCUACUUGUGAUCUCGCAUCUGAGGUCGACGCGAGGCAGCGCAAUGGAACAAGACCACGAGGAGAAGCCCUCCAGUGCGGACACUUCUCCCGUGACGACCGCCUUAUCUCCCUUGGACGUGUACGAGUUUGACCAGGAACUCGAAUAUGAGGAGGAAGACUUGCAGUACAAAAGCUCCCGCGCCGCUACCACCACUGCCACCACAACAACCACAUACUCGUAUCGUCAGGAUGCCCAAGAAGCGAUAUUCGACGACGAUGACGACAAUGAGGAAGAUGCCAGCACGAGCGGCUUCGGUAGCGGUGCGUGCACCAGCUAUGAUAACCUUAGUGGACUGGGAUACAGCGGUGCCUCGCGAGACGGGGAUGUGGAUGUGGGGACUCUCAGUGGACUCAUACUCGAGCCUGGCGCUAGCCUCAUGCUUGAUGAUGACGGAUUCUCGGAUAACGUCGAGGAUAACGAAGAACUUGACACGGUGGUCGAGAGACUUAUGCGUCGCAGCGACAGCAUCAACAACAAAACUAGAGAGGCGGUGUGCGCUCAGCUGGCGGUGACGCUGGAGGAGGUGCGUCACUGCCGUCAGGAGGUCGAGGGACUGCUGCUCCUCCUUAGGAAACUUGCUUUCGACCUCAGUCAAGAGGUGCGCGAUGAGGCCAUGGAACAAGUUCACCUGCUGGGGCGCGUGUGCAGACGCUACAAGCAGGAGCUGGGACACGUGUUGCCGGGACAUCUGUUACCUCUUGUUGUCGAACACAUACUUAACUCUGCCCAUCAGUACCGACGCACGGGCCAUGCUGCUCUGCUGCUGCUCCUCCGAGACCGCUUGCUGCAGCGCCAGCAGUUGGUGGACGUGUGCGGUCUGGUCUGUACGCUCACCUCCCCUCAGCUCGACACUGGCCAGACCAGGUCUGAGGAAGACAGAUCCGACGCGCUCGCGCUGAUGUGCCGCAUGGUGUCGCUACUGAAGAAGAAGUACAGCGUACGCUACUUGCUGCCGUGCUUCCUGCAGCUGUGCUCCGACUCCCUGUCUUCCAUCAGACGCAUCGCCGCGUCCAAUAUGGGCGUCUUCGCUGAGGUCGCUGGCACCGCACUUACUGAACAAUCUUUGUUGCCAGUGUUCGUGAGCCUGUGUCGGGACGCAGCCUGGGAAGCGCGUCGUGCGUGCACUGACAGCUUCCAUCAGAUGGCGACUGUGUGUCUGCCGGCUACACGACGGAUCAGCCUCGCCCCAGUCUUCCUAGACCUGCUUUCAGACCAGAGCAGAUGGGUGCGAGCUGCGGCACUACAAGCCCUCGGGAUGUUCAUCAGCACUUUUGGCGACGCAGACGCAAUCAGUAAACGCAACGCUGCCCUGGGCAUAUCACACUUCCAGUCUGACGACGAUGCUUCGAGUUAUGUGGCUAGUGAUUCCUCGGACGAAGAAGAGCUUAAAGAUUUAUUGGAUGAGAAAGAUGGUGCUGAGUUAUCAGCUGAUGAAACUGAACCAAGAGAUCAAUCAGAAACGGAGACUCGACACCAUAAAGAAAAUCAUAUUGACGACUGCAGCACCACAAAUAUUUUAUCCAUCCCAGUUUUGAAGCGACGCUCGUGUGAACCUCUAGGCUUCCUCAGCGACUCGUGCCGUCCACCUUCAUCCCCUCUACCAGCUGUCAACCUCCUCGACCAGCCCUUCGUAACUCCCUCCUCCUUGUAUCUGCCUCCUAAGGAGCUAGAGGAACCUUCAUUCAAUUCUUUCAACUACUGGCGCGUUCCAUUACCCGAAGUGGAGCUUCCAAUUCUGCACGAAGAAGACUCGACUUCUGAUUUACAAAAUUCUUCCAUUAUCGUAAAUAAUGCUUCAAUAGAUGCCAGUGAAGACGAGAGCAUCACGUCACAACAUACUAUACAAGAGGAACGAAGUGCUUCCCAAUUGGAGCGAGCUAGCGCACCGACGCCAUUUGGAGAAGUGAUGGCAGCUCAAGAAGACUUGGACAGCUCAGGCGACUCUGAUGAUGACACAAUCAUAGAUUUAAGCUCGCUAAGUGAAUGUCUCUCAAUAGAUGAAGAAAAGAUAGACUUGAGACUAAAGAGAAGACCUCAAUCCCAAAGAGAAUAUAGAGAAAACGGUCCAGCUAUAAACUAUGAUGAGAGCGUCGGGAGGAGGAUAGAACGACAUCACUCUGGCAGUGAAGUAAGGAACAGUUGGUUAUUGGCAGAUCUCUCUGGUUCAGCUGAGUCAUCGUCCUCAUUUUUCGACUCAUCAAGGAAGGUGCAAAGUCAAGAUAUCAUUCCUCAUGGUUUGCUGGAGAACUUCUUGCAAAUGACGGAGCCUAGCCGCACUGCUACGGACGAUAAAGACAUAUGCCGCUACUGCGCCUACGCCAUGCCAGCUGUAGCGCUCACUCUUGGCCAAGAGAACUGGCACAUCUUGAGAGAUACUUACUACAACCUGUCACAACAUUACCAGUGGCGAGUACGACGAACGUUGGCGUUCAGCAUGCACGAAAUGGCGGCCAUACUUGGCGGUGAACAUGCUGCUGCUGACAUCAUACCAAUUUACCAGGACUUCACGAGCAGCGAACCUGAAUGCGUUCGCAUUGGUAUACUAGAGAAUCUAUCUGCGUUCGUUAGAGUCCUGCCGCCCGCCCAACGCAAACACCUGCUGCCCAACUUGUGCACCUUCUUGACCCUCAAUGAUAGGAAACUAAAAGUGGAGUUCUCCUUCCAGCUCGCUCAACUGCUUCAGUACUUCUCUCCGGCAGACGUGGAUGAGUACAUCAAAGGGAUCUGUUUCAAGCUCUUGGCGGAGCAGCUCAAAUACAAUAAACACGAAGUUUUUGAGCUGAUGUGCGCUUUAGUUCACCGCCUCGGUGAUGAGGGAAACGAAGGCUGCGUCAUCGACGUUUGUGAGAAGCUCGUGAAAGAGUUUGGUUUAGACUGCGUCUGGUCUCGACGUCAAGCGUUUGUACUGGUCGCUGGACGCAUGCUAGCUACCCGAAGCAUGCCUCUGGAGAUGUACUGCGAGUAUCUCCUUCCUCAGGUCAUCAAACUCGCCUCCGAUGGAGUCCCAAACGUGCGCCUUGCAGUCGCCGAAGUCCUCACUCGAUACCUAGUGCCUAAUGAACACUUUUUGAACUGCUGCUCACGCGAAUACGAACUAGUUCGACAAGUUUACGAGCAGUUACAACGCGACAGAGAUAGAGACGUGCGAGAUUUUGCUGCCUCACCUUUCAGUGCUGCGGAUUUGAACAUUGACCUAAGCAGGACCUCCAGCAGCCCUGGCUUGGUGUGUGGGUCUCCCGAUCGAGAUCGCCUCAGUGAAAUUCCGGAUGAAAUGCCGUCAAACAAUCCGGAUAUCGAGUCCGCACAAACUGUGAGCUUCACUAUUGCUGACAAUGAAGAAUAUUGAUCAGCCAAUGCGAAGCGUCCCACUUGCGUCCAUUCUUACUCCAAUAGUGAGCAAGCUGCAGCUGGUCUGUCUGUCUGCUCUUGAUUUGUUACCUAUUUGUGGUUGCCUUCUAAUUUUUGAUACUCGUCGUGAUUAACUCAUGCGUCUGAAGAGCUAUUAAUAUAUCGUAAUCUUAUGAAACGAUCGUACUGUUACCUCGAUUGUUAUGACCUUGAUUCCGGUCGUAGCGCUUUUGUGCCAUGAUAACUUCGGCGGACGUGAUUAAGUGUCGUCUCGUGGGGAGAAGCUCGGACUUUUGUCGAUUGAAUCGGAAUUAGUUAACAUAAUUUCAAGUUUUUAUUGUAGAGACUAAAGAGCCAUAUAUUUGGAGUUCAUUGCUAGACUUUCGUUCAAAACAUAGGCGUAAUGAUAUGUCUUAUUUUUUGGCAAGAUUUGAACGCCUUCGUGGACUUAAAUACCAAGCCUUCAGCGUCAUCGGAGUUUGCUUAUGUGAUAUGAUUGUUGCAAUGAAUUUUAUGCUAAUUCCUCCGUAUAUUAAUGAAGGAAUUCAUUAGACGUAUAAAAAUUGUUGUUUAUCUUUUUGGACCAUUUAAAUGAUUACAGUCCUUACGGGGAAUUAUCUUUGCCGAAAGUGUUUGCGAUAAAAUUUACGGAAGAAGUUGAAAGCUGAUUAACGCGUAUUCUGAAGUUUCUACCUAAGGUUAAGUUCGCAACGCCGUACGAGGUGAUUGUCGAGUUCAUACAUUGGUGCAAAUUACUAUGCCAUGCUUAGAAAUGAAUACCUCAUCUAUGAUUGUUAAAAGUUCGUUAAUGUGGGUAAGGGAUAGCAAUGUCAUCUCUUUGGGAGAGACAUUAGGCGUGUGGAGGAUUAGUUAAUUGCCUCACUAUUCCUAGUCAAGGUCUAUUUAGAUACGUACGCUUCGCGAAGCAUUGUAUAUCUUUAUUGUAAAUAUCCCUAUUCAUAUAUUGAAAUAAAUUCA
Messenger RNA from Hyalella azteca, 4541 nucleotides. Its product is annotated as serine/threonine-protein phosphatase 4 regulatory subunit 1. Bases 217 to 3561 code for a protein of 1114 amino acids. Lineage: Eukaryota; Metazoa; Arthropoda; Malacostraca; Amphipoda; Hyalellidae. Gene Ontology annotation, molecular function: protein phosphatase regulator activity; protein binding. The record is from RefSeq and is a predicted model, not a curated record. The transcript has 14 exons. Gene Ontology annotation, biological process: protein dephosphorylation.